Diabrotica virgifera virgifera (western corn rootworm) is the source of this 1138-nucleotide messenger RNA. RefSeq names its product syntaxin-6. Gene Ontology annotation, cellular component: membrane. Gene Ontology annotation, molecular function: SNAP receptor activity. Gene Ontology annotation, biological process: Golgi vesicle transport; intracellular protein transport. NCBI's taxonomy places the organism in Eukaryota, Metazoa, Arthropoda, Insecta, Coleoptera, Chrysomelidae. Bases 196 to 960 code for a protein of 254 amino acids. The transcript is spliced from 7 exons. The record is from RefSeq and is a predicted model, not a curated record.
UCAAUUAGUAUGUCAAAUUUCCGAAAACAAUCUGAUUUGUGAACAAUGUUUUAUUUGAUUGCUAACAAAUUUAAGUUUACUGCAAAUGAAUUGAGGAUUAAACCGAUGUGUUUUUCUUAAUUUUCUCACAUGUUUUGUACCUACAUGUUUCGUUGCAAGUGGCAAACUUGCUUUUGCUGUCUUCAUUAAUUUGAUAUGACGUUAGAGGAUCCUUUUUUUGUCGUUAAAGACGAGGUUUUCAAAGCCUUAAACAAAACACGAGGUUUGUUUCUUCGAUGGAGUGAGCUACAAGAAGAUGGUAUCUGUUGUACAAAGGAUGAAGUCGAAUGGACCAACACAGAAUUAAAAAACUCUUUGAGAAGCAUAGAGUGGGAUUUAGAAGAUUUGGAAGACACCAUUGAUAUAGUCGAAAAAAAUCCAUCCAAAUUUAAAAUAGACAAUAAAGAAUUAACCACCAGGAAACAUUUUAUUGAUUCGACUAAAAACGAAGUUAAGUACAUGAAAGAAAGCAUCAACAUGAGCAGGAGUCGUAGUAAAGAUCGUUCUGCACGUCAGCCACUCUUGGAGAGCAGUCCUGUAAGAAUUGCCAGUGCUCGCGUUACAACUAAAUACUCUAAACUUGAAAAUGAUUUUGAUAGUCCCCAAAGACAAUUUCUAAAUGAUACACUUAGCCAACAACAAUAUUUAACUAGACAACAAGAUGAACAUUUGGAAGCUAUUAGUGAUUCUUUAGGAUCUUUAAAAACCGUUUCUAGGCAUAUUGGAAUCGAAUUAGAUGAGCAGGCGGGAAUGUUGGACGAGCUAGGAACGGACUUAGAAAAUACUGAUUCUAAAUUAGAUUCUACGAUACAAAAGGUUGCCAAAGUACUACGUCUUUCAAAUGAUGGAAGGCAAUGGACCGUUAUAAUAAUAUUGGUUGUAAUUCUUGUAAUUGUGAUACUUUUAUUUUUUAUACUGUGAGUUAUGUAGUGAUACAUGUUACCUUAGCAUUGUAACAUAUUUGUUGGUACAAAUUUAGUUGGUAGCAAAUUACUUAUUAUUUUAUUGCAAAUGUAGCCGCUUUGUAAUGUCAAAUUUAAAAUCUAUGUAUGCUAAAUUUAUUCUUAGAUAUUUACUUAUACACAAAUAGGCAGUUAAA